GGUAGCGCAUGGGCAGCCGGUGGGGAAUUAUUCCACAUCGCAUCACAUGCCUUACAUUGCGUCCUUAUAUUAAUGAAACGUUGCAUUUGAUAAUAUUUUGUGAAUUAACAAUAGCCUAACAGUCAUUUUCUAAUUCUGGUAACCUUGGCAAUCAGGUCGCAUUAGAUGGGUAUUUAUAUAGCCCUCCGUUGCAAGAUCGUGGAAACGAUAUGGGUUUCGGCUCCCAUGAAUCUUUGCCAAUUCCUGCAAAUAUUGCCACCGGCGCAGUGUAUUUACAUCCUUAACGUUUUCGGCAUGUAGGAUGGUAUGAGGGAACGACCUGGCAAGCCAAUGGGAAGUUAUGCAUAUUUUAACACACGCUUGUCGAGAUGGCCCACCCCUCUCCCGUCUCAUCGACGGCCAACCGGCGUACACGGAGACAUCAAUGAGAUGACCUGGGAACUCAAAAUCAGACCAAAUUCACUAGACGAGUAAGGACCUUAUUCCAACUGUGUACAGCAACACUUCAUUCAAACGCUCACCGAGAAGAGCAAUCUCAUUGCUGAGCCAAUGUAGAACCUGCACCUUCAGAAUUGCAUGACUUCUUUCCUUGCCUGGAUUUCAGCACACAGUCAGAUCUACCAGGACAGAGUAUGCCAUCUGCAUCUUUCCACAGAAUUCUACGACCAUUUCUACUUGGCACCUUUCUACUGGGCUGUUUUGUGACUCUGUUUUUGAUGUACUUCAAACCGUCAACUAGCUGGCUAUCAGGUCCUGUAGAGUCAACAGCAUCCACUAUCCAAGUUAAAAAUCUCUUCUCUACCAAGGGUGACAAAAACCUUACCACUGUACUUGUCUGGCUCUGGCCCUUUGGACAGACCUAUGACCUGGGUGUCUGCAGCUCUCUGUUCAACAUUGAGGGCUGUUUCAUCACAGCAGAUCGGAACCUAUAUAAUAAGUCAGAUGGGGUCGUCAUACAUCACAGGGAUAUCUGUACUGAUCUCUCCAACCUGCCCCCCCUUCAGCGUCCCUCCUUCCAAAAGUGGAUAUGGAUGAACCUAGAGUCACCAUCCCACUCCUCUCAGCUGCCCGGUAUUGAAAACUUGUUCAAUUUAACUCUGAACUAUCGUCAGGAUGCUGAUAUCGAAGUGCCUUAUGGGUCGAUUGUGACGGCCCAAGGGGACGAGGAUUUCGUGCCACCGAGCAAAAGCAAGUUGAUCUGCUGGAUUGUCAGCAACUGGAACCAGGAUCACGUGCGAGUGAAGUACUACAACGAGCUCUAUAAACAUAUUGAAGUUCACGCUUAUGGACAAGCCUUUGGAGAGUACAUUGCAGAUCAAGAAUACUUUCCUACCAUCGCCAGUUGUAAAUUCUACUUGGCGUUUGAGAACUCAAUUCACAAAGACUACAUCACAGAGAAACUGUAUAACCCACUCUCUGUAGGGACGGUGCCUGUGGUUUUAGGUCCACCAAGACAGAACUACGAGAACUUUGUCCAGGGGGAAGCCUUUAUCCAUGUAGAUGACUUCACCUCACCCAAAGAGCUGGCUGAUUAUAUCCUGCUCUUGGACAGGAAUGAGGAAAUGUAUCUCAGAUACUUUGAGUGGAGACGGCACUUUAAGGUGAAAAAGGCAUACUUCUGGGCCGAACACACAUGCCUCGCUUGUGAUCAUCUCAAAAGGCACAAGGAGUACAAGGCAUUCAAUAACCUUGAUAAAUGGUUUUGGGGUGGAAUUCCUUGAAGGGCCAUGAAAUUGUUGUUUUGCAGUUGGAGGCAUUACUUAAAAAUAUAUUUGACAUUGUCUUUGACAAUGUUCCAACAUGUUUUUCUCACUGGUUAUAGGGGCCCAAAUGAGCCAUUCUCUUUUUUUAUUUUGUUGCCAGACAGAUUUGCUCAGCCUUAAUUUGUCUAUUGCAUUUCAAUUCAAUCAUGAUUUAUGUUGUCAUUUGCAAUGCAUUUAAUAUUUUAUUCAUAAAAUCUCACUUUUAUACAUGACCAAAAGUAUGUGGACACCUGCUCGUCGAACAUCUCAUUCUAAAAUCAUGGGCAUUAAUAUGGAGUUGGUCCACCCUUUUGCUGCUAUAA
Salmo salar (Atlantic salmon) is the source of this 2065-nucleotide messenger RNA. NCBI's taxonomy places the organism in Eukaryota, Metazoa, Chordata, Actinopteri, Salmoniformes, Salmonidae. The record is from RefSeq and is a predicted model, not a curated record.